CCAUUUUGCUGAUGUUGUGACGUCAUAUCAGCUGUGUGAAAGUGAGGUUAGGAGUUCCGCGCCAAGCGACAACAGUGGCCCCUCGCUGAGAUAUUUUGAAGUAGGAGUUGUAUAAAAUUAGGCGCGAGACCUCAAACAUCCUGAAGAAACGAAAAGUUUUUUCAAAGAAUUUUCUUGUUGGAAUUGCAUUUUUUAUCAUCCUCAAACAUUAUACUUAUCUUUUUAUAAACCAGGCAAUAUAAUAUCAUUAAAAAUGAGAUAGAGGCAAAGUAAAUUCGCUAUGGGAGAUAUGAAAAGUUUUGGACAAAUAGAGGAUGCAGGUGCAAAAUGAUGGGUUUUUUGCCGGAUUUGUGCUCAAUCCUUCUUGCUAAUGAUGGAGUGACCUCCGGGUUGUCCCAGGAUUAUCAAAUCAUGGACAAAUAGGGGAUGCUAGGGCAAUUUUUUUGGUUUUCACUAGAUUUGUGGUCACUUCUUCUUAUUAGUGAUGGAGUGACCUCCGGAUUGGGGAUGUCAUCCCAGGAUUGUCACAUCCUGGACAAUCCAGGGAUGCUGGUGCAAAAAUUUGGGUUUUUCGCCGGAAUUGUAGUCACAUGGAAGUAGAAGAAGUAAUCAGGACUAAUCCUGCCUUGCCAACAGCUAAGAAUGAUUGUCGGGCUAGUCAGGCUGCUGAGUUGAAGUGGACACAAAACGCAUCUUGGAAACGGGAUUAGUACCUACUAAUACCUUUAAUUUUCUUUUCUGGACAUUUAGAUCAAUUUAGAUAUUUUUUUGCGUAAAAAUAACAACAAUAAACAUUAACAAAUCACCCCAUAGUCCAGCUAUGGAUUCUUCCACAUUUCGAUAAAUUUAUCAUUAUUUCUUUGCGAAAAAUAUAUAAGUCACACCCGAAGGGAUUUAUAAAUAAAAUCAGAAUGACUCGAAGGAUUACAUGUCCUUGUGGGGUUGUCAUUGUCGUGUGUGAUUUCAUUGACGCACUCGUAAAGCUGAAUUAUGUUGCCAUGGCAUCAAACAUAACAGACAAGUCCAGUUCCUGCCCUUCCCAACUUUCUCAGAGGUGAAAGAAAUAGGCUUUAUUAUCCUCCUGGGUAAAGUCGCGAGUGGGUGUCCCAGUCGAAUGCGUCGAAAUGGGCAUUUUUGACAAAUUGGCGGGAAUUUUUCGUGUGCGCAAGGAGGAAGUGCAUAUCCUUGUGGUGGGACUCAACAAUAGCGGAAAAUCCACCAUUGUCAACCACUUUAAGCAUCCAGAUGAAAAGUCCACCGUAACAGUUCCAACAGUUGGUUUCAGCGUUGAGAAAUUCCAGAAUCAAGGAGUCCUUUUCACGGCAUUUGAUAUGUCUGGAGCGGGACGCUAUAGGAGUCUCUGGGAGCACCAUUUCAAGUCAUGCCAUGCGAUUGUCUUUGUGAUUGAUUCCAGCGAUCGAAUGAGAUUGGUUGUUGUAAAGGAUGAAUUGGACAUUCUCACACAUCAUCCAGAGAUUGCCCAUAGAAAAGUUCCCAUCCUGUUCUUUGCAAACAAAAUGGAUUGCCCAGAUGCUCUAUCGAGUGUCAAGAUUGCAGCAGCUUUGGGAUUGGAGAAGAUCAAAGAUAAACCCUGGCACAUCAGUUCCAGCAAUGCUCUCACAGGAGAGGGUUUGCAGGAUGGUGUGCAGUGGCUUGUAAGUGAAAUUCGGAAUGGAUUGUGCAACAGAAAACCUAAUCAAAGAGCUAAUCAAUAAAAAAUUACUUGCUUUUCCUCAUACAAUUGCAAAAAAUACGCUUGAAAAUAAAAUCUAUUUUGAACAGUCAAAAAA
Messenger RNA from Lutzomyia longipalpis, 1790 nucleotides. It is a transcript of the gene Arl6, whose product is annotated as ADP-ribosylation factor-like protein 6. Gene Ontology annotation, molecular function: GTPase activity; GTP binding. Gene Ontology annotation, biological process: protein localization to cilium; intracellular protein transport; vesicle-mediated transport. Gene Ontology annotation, cellular component: axoneme; cytoplasm. NCBI's taxonomy places the organism in Eukaryota, Metazoa, Arthropoda, Insecta, Diptera, Psychodidae. Bases 1125 to 1715 code for a protein of 196 amino acids. The transcript is spliced from 4 exons. The record is from RefSeq and is a predicted model, not a curated record.